This is a messenger RNA of Trichobilharzia szidati, 585 nucleotides long. The record is from the annotation of a GenBank genome assembly. Lineage: Eukaryota; Metazoa; Platyhelminthes; Trematoda; Strigeidida; Schistosomatidae.
AUGCAGAAUGUGGAUCGUGGUUGUUUUGUUGAGACUAACCCUUAUAAAAUUUGUUCAAUGUCAACGAAAUCUGAUGCCAUAAUUCUUCCCCCAUUUGUCGAGGCAACUAUUCUGGAAGCACUGCAUGACUACAUCAAAGACGGUUCACACUCUUUAAUUAUGGAGCGGGGUAGUGGAUACCUCUCAGCUUGUGUAACGUUUAUGUCUGGGAUUAGUGGUAGGACAGAAUCCACUCUGCCUGAUAAUAAGUUAGCGGAAGCGGCUUUGGGGAAUUUCGCUAAGUGGCUACAAUACACUAAAAAGGUCUUCACAUUGGGGACACAAAUUAUAUUCAGAUCAGUUAGUGAUCACAAACCUUGGUCAUCAAAUUCAAACAAUACUGUCACUCCCUCUACUAAUUAUACUUUCACUAAUAUUUCUACUACAACAACUUCCACUAGUGUUGUUUCUUCUUGUACUUCUGCUAAUACCACUAAGACUAUCAGUGCUAAUAUUACGGCUACCAUUGUUUCUAAUAAAACAACUGAUACUACUAAUCACAAUAGUAGUAAUGUAUGUUAUAUCGAAUUUCAUGCUCACAAGUAA